This is a messenger RNA of Aspergillus wentii DTO 134E9, 1344 nucleotides long. RefSeq names its product hydrogen/calcium exchanger domain-containing protein. The transcript is spliced from 3 exons. Gene Ontology annotation, cellular component: fungal-type vacuole membrane. The coding region runs from base 1 to 1344 and encodes 447 amino acids. Gene Ontology annotation, biological process: calcium ion transmembrane transport; intracellular calcium ion homeostasis. NCBI's taxonomy places the organism in Eukaryota, Fungi, Ascomycota, Eurotiomycetes, Eurotiales, Aspergillaceae. Gene Ontology annotation, molecular function: calcium:proton antiporter activity. The record is from RefSeq and is a predicted model, not a curated record.
AUGGCCGUUGAUCCCUCCCAACAACAGACAAACAGUGGCCAGGAGUAUUCGAUAUUGCCCAUGCACAAUGAGAAAGCCUCCGUUCGCCGCCGUGGAUUACUCCGUGUGAGUACUGCUGGCGAAAGUGGUCGACGAGGAAUUCAUCCGCUCCAUUUUCUCUUCGUUUGCUUCAAGAGUACCUGUACGCUAUCCAUGCUGGUGAGCGUCCUCUGGCCCUUUGUCCCGGCAGCCAUCGCCUUCCACUUUGCUCGCCCAGAUCUACAUGUUUGGGUGUUUACCCUCAAUUACAUUGCGAUAGUCCCUUCAGCAAACUUGCUUGGGUUCGCAGGCGGCGAGCUCGCCAAAAAACUUCCCAAGGUGUUUGGUAUAUUGUUGGAGACGACGUUGAGCUCUGUUGUCGAAAUAGUACUGUUCAUGGUCCUCAUCCACAAUGACAAUGGUGGAAAUCUGAUUCCCGUCAUACAAGCUGCCAUUCUUGGCUCCAUUCUGGCGAACCUUUUGCUUUGCCUGGGUAUGUGUUUCUUUUUUGGGGGUAUUUUGCGCGAGGAUCAAAAGUUCCACGAAACUAUCAGCGAAGUAGGCUCCGGGUUAUUGCUGGUCGCAGGUUUUGGCUUGAUGAUACCGAGCGCCUUCUAUGCGGCCUUGAGCGGAAAUUCGGCCAAGGUGCAGAUCACGCCUGCCGACUUGUCUCGCUUCACUCUGAAGAUCAGUAGAGCCACUGCUGUCAUUCUCAUCGUCGCUUUUAUAAUGUUCUUAAUUUACAACCUCCACAGUCAUCAUUCUAUCUUCGACGAAGUUCUUGAGUUUGAUGAAGCCCAGGAUGAAGACCGGGACGAGGAACUCAUGAGGUCCAAGCUAACACUGACAGAGUGCUUUGUAGCCAUAGCAGUUUCGCUUGCAUGUGUUUGCAUGUCAGCCAUUUUCCUAGUCCAGGAAAUUGAGCAUAUCGUCGUCGAGAGGGGCGUGUCCGACAAUUUCAUGGGUCUGAUAUUAGUGCCCGUGGUUGAAAAGGCAGCAGAGCAUCUGACUGCCAUUGAUGAGGCUUGGGAUAAUCAAAUCAACUUCGCUCUUUUUCAUUGCCUCGGUCCUUCUAUUCAAACCGCCUUGUUGAACGCACCCCUUGCAGUCCUCGUGGGCUGGGGCUUGGGGAAAGAUAUGGGGCUGGAUUUUGAGGUAUUCAUGAUUGCGCUGCUUGUACUAUCGAUUCUCGUUGUUGGGAAUUUUCUGCGGGACGGAAAGUCCACUUGGCUUGAAGGUGGUCUUUGUGUGCUUGUCUAUGUUAUCAUAGCAGUCACUACCUGGUACUAUCCCAAGAUUGAAGCUGCAGGGGGGCAUGAGGCAUAG